This is a messenger RNA of Spinacia oleracea (spinach), 1588 nucleotides long. RefSeq lists its product as uncharacterized. The record is from RefSeq and is a predicted model, not a curated record. The transcript is spliced from 2 exons. The coding region runs from base 78 to 1316 and encodes 412 amino acids. NCBI's taxonomy places the organism in Eukaryota, Viridiplantae, Streptophyta, Magnoliopsida, Caryophyllales, Amaranthaceae.
CACCAGUAAACCCUAAACCUAGCCGGUCCAUUCUUUUUCUCUCUCUCCCUCUCGUGCUUUCUCUCUUCCCUUCAGCCAUGGCUGACAAACUACAUCCCGCAACAACCGUGACCAACAUUAAGACUUGCAUUCCCAUCCUUCUUGAUUACGAAGGCAGCCUCUACCACAAUUGGUCCACCUUAUUCAAGCUACACUGUCGUGCUAACCUUGUCUUAGACCAUAUUCUUCCACCGAAGGAUACACCCACUGCAUCUUCCACCAUCACCGAAGCAGACAAACUCGCGGCUAAAGCUUUGUGGGAGCGACUUGACGAUAUUGCUCGUCAAUGGAUUUAUGGUACUGUGUCGAAUGAUCUCCUAAAUACGAUCAUUAAUCAAGAUGACACCGUCGCCGAUGCUUGGAACCGCCUCCGACAAAUUUUCCAAGACAAUAAGUCGGCCAGGGCACUCGCCCUAGAUGCUAAAUUCACCACCACCAGAUUGGCAGACUUUCCCAAUGUCAAGGCUUAUUGCACUCGGCUCAAGGUUCUCUCGGACCUCCUAGCCAACGUCGGACAACCCGUUUCUGACGAAAGAUUGGUGCUUCGCACCCUCCGUGGUCUGACCGAUGAUUUCAAGACUUUCCGGACAACCGUGCAACACCGCACACCCCUACCGACCUUCGACAAAUUAAGGUCAAUGCUCGACCUUGAAGAAGACAGCCACACCGACGACAUUGCCGUCGAACCAAGUUUGGAAAAUGCUUUGUUUGUGCAAAAUAAUAAUCCUGACAUUUUGGUUAAUGGUGGCCAGCAACCCAAUAAUAAUGCCAACAACAGGGAAAAUAACAACAGGGGUCGCCGAAACAACCGCGGUCGCGGAGGUGGUGGUAACCGCAAUAACCGCGGUGGAAAUGGUGGAGGAGGCAACCACCGUGGCAAUAAUCAGCCGCGCCCAAACCAACAGCAGCAGCAACCCAUAACUGCUCAACCUUGGAUGUUCCCUCCGUGGGCCGCGUGGGGACCACAACCCUGGGCCACCCCCGCCUGUCCACACCCGACCACCGGGUGGCAGCCGCGUUCAGCUACGUCUUCCCAGCAGCAGCAGCCGGGUAUUUUGGGAGCAAGGCCUCAACAACAAUCUUACUUCAUGGCCACGCCAUCCCCAUACUACGUGGCCACUUCUUCUAAUGCUCAUGUGCCAACGGAUAUUGAACAAGCCAUGCACACUAUGACUAUCCAACAACCGGAUGAUCAAUGGUACAUGGACACCGGAGCCACCUCUCACAUGACCUCUUCCCAAGGAUUUGCGGACGGGGAACAAACUAAUGAGAUGUGAAAGUUCCGGAGACCUAUACCCAUUCACCACCAAAAAUCGAGCCAAUUCCACCACCACUCCAUCUACUUUUGCUGUUAUUUCAUCAAAUGUGUGGCACUCUCGUUUGGGUCACCCGGGAGAUGUUGUUUUAAAUUCCUUAUGUAGUAGUAAUUUGAUUAAAUGUAAUAAGGCUCGAAACUCUGUUUGUCAUUCCUGUCCUUUGGGAAAACUUGUCAAAUUGCCUUUUUAUAAUUCUUUAUCUACUACUACUAAGCCGUUUGACAUUGUUCACA